Drosophila santomea is the source of this 877-nucleotide messenger RNA. RefSeq names its product protein YIPF6. Gene Ontology annotation, cellular component: trans-Golgi network; membrane. The record is from RefSeq and is a predicted model, not a curated record. Gene Ontology annotation, biological process: endoplasmic reticulum to Golgi vesicle-mediated transport. The coding region runs from base 94 to 768 and encodes 224 amino acids. The transcript has 5 exons. NCBI's taxonomy places the organism in Eukaryota, Metazoa, Arthropoda, Insecta, Diptera, Drosophilidae.
GUAAUUAGCGGCUUGCAGGCCACGGUCACACUGUGGACUACGUAUUUUUUGUCGAUGUAAACGUUUAUAUAUUAAACAUAGCAGAUAACACCUAUGGAUUCCAAACUAGAUAUGUUCGAGGACGUCAACACGUCGCCUUCCUUGGAGGGCGACAUGUCGAUUCCGGGCAAAAGAACCACAACUGCAACGUCCGCGAGCGGAGUGCCGGAUUACAACACCCUGGACGAGCCCAUUAGCGAGACAGUGCUGAGGGAUAUUCGGGCCGUCGGCAUUAAGUUCUACCACGUCCUAUACCCCAAGGAAAAGUCCAGCCUGCUACGCGAUUGGGACCUUUGGGGACCACUGGUACUUUGCACCUUCAUGGCCACCAUACUACAAGGCUCCUCCUCCGCCGACAGCAUGGCGGACAACGGACCCGAGUUCGCCCAGGUUUUCGUUAUCGUCUGGAUAGGCGCGGCCGUAGUCACACUCAACUCCAAGCUGCUGGGCGGCAAUAUCUCAUUCUUCCAAUCUGUCUGCGUGCUGGGCUACUGCCUUACGCCGGUGGCCAUUUCCCUGAUUGUGUGCCGGGUAAUCCUGCUUGCCACUCAAACGCGGCUGCUCUUCUUUCUGCGUUUUGUGACCACCACCAUGGGCUUUGCCUGGGCCACUUACGCUUCCUUUGUUUUCCUGGGUCAGAGCCAGCCUCCCCAUAGGAAACCACUGGCGGUGUACCCCAUCUUUCUGUUCUUCUUCAUCAUCUCGUGGUUGGUACUUUCCCACAAUUAGGCCAAUUUAUGACGUUUCGUUAGUGAUUAGUUCGUAAAGAAAACAGUGCACGUUCCAUAGCGUAACCAAAAAAAACCGAAAUCAAUUGUACAUUUCUUUAAGCUACAAA